This is a messenger RNA of Phycomyces blakesleeanus NRRL 1555(-), 615 nucleotides long. Its product is annotated as benzoquinone reductase. The record is from RefSeq and is a predicted model, not a curated record. Gene Ontology annotation, molecular function: NAD(P)H dehydrogenase (quinone) activity; FMN binding. The transcript has 4 exons. Lineage: Eukaryota; Fungi; Mucoromycota; Mucoromycetes; Mucorales; Phycomycetaceae. Bases 1 to 615 code for a protein of 204 amino acids.
AUGACCGGAACUGUCUAUAUUGUCAUUUACUCUCUGUACCAUCAUAUAUACAAGUUAGCAAUUGAUGUCCAAAAGGGUCUUGAGGCUGCUGGUGUAGAAUCGAAGAUCUUUCAAAUUGAGGAAACAUUAUCCGAAGAAAUUCUUAAAAAGAUGCACGCUCCUCCUAAGCUAGAUCUUCCUAUCAUUACUGUCCAACAGCUCACUGAGCCUGAUGGUAUAAUCUUUGGUAUUCCUACCAGAUUCGGAAGUAUGCCUGCACAGAUGAAGGCUCUCUUGGAUGCUACUGGAAAGUUAUGGGCUACAGGUGCUCUGUCUGGUAAAUUUGCCGCUACCUUUUUCUCAACUGGAGGCCAGCAUGGUGGCCAGGAAACCACUGCUUUAACAACCGUGCCAUAUUUUGCUCACCAUGGGAUGAUCUAUGUUCCUUUUGGUUAUGCCAAUCCUCAUUUGUUUGACAAUUCAGAAAUCAUUGGUGGCUCUCCUUAUGGUGCUGGCACGAUAGUAAAUGGAGAUGGAUCACGCCAGGUUUCAUCCAAGGAACUAGAGAUUGCUCGAAACCAGGGUGAAAACUUUGGAAAGAUCAUUAGUACUUUUGUCAAGGGAAAAGCCAUCUAA